Messenger RNA from Condylostylus longicornis, 8784 nucleotides. RefSeq names its product SH3 and multiple ankyrin repeat domains protein 3 (gene Prosap). The record is from RefSeq and is a predicted model, not a curated record. NCBI's taxonomy places the organism in Eukaryota, Metazoa, Arthropoda, Insecta, Diptera, Dolichopodidae. Bases 2485 to 7248 code for a protein of 1587 amino acids. Gene Ontology annotation, molecular function: ionotropic glutamate receptor binding; synaptic receptor adaptor activity. The transcript is spliced from 15 exons. Gene Ontology annotation, cellular component: dendritic spine; postsynaptic membrane; postsynaptic density.
UAUCGUUCGGUUAUAAGGAGUAAAAUUUUUUUUGCGAAUUUAUCAAAAAAUAUAUAUUUUUUUUUUUGAACUGAAUACAGUAAAUUUUUACAGAAAAAACUAGGUAGCCUAUGUACUGAUUUAUAAGAAAAGAAAAACCUAUUUAAAUUUUAUACCAAAAUGGAGUGGAUGUUUUACAAAGAAAAAUUAAAAAAGGAUAAUUUCAACAAAAUAGGAUUAAUUUUCUUCAUUAGCAAAUAGAAAAAAAGUGAUUUGUGAGAAUUAAGAAAUAAAGAAAAAAUUAUCUAAUAAUUAAUUUCGAACAAAUUUUAUUGAAUAUUUUGGGACUGUUUGCAAAAAAAUUGGAUUAAGAAAACAGUGGACAAAAAUAUAUAAUAAUUAACUCAAUAACAAGGGAAUAAAUUACUUGUAAAAAUAGGUGAUAAAGUGUUGCACAUAACCUCACUAUAUGAGUUUAAAUUUUAUACACAUGUAAUUAAUUUGCAAAUGAAAUAUAGUAAUUACAUAUUAUGUAAUUAUUUCAAAGAGAUAAAAAAUAAGUGUUUUAUCAAAGUUAUUAACAUAAAUAUUGGUGCUUCUCUUUGUAUUGAAUAAUUUUAAAAAUAAAUUUUAAACAAAAAGUUGCGAUAAAAUUUUUAAAAAAUUAAUAAAUACAUACAUAAAUAAAUACAUAAUUAAAUUUUUUCUUAUAUACAUAUAUGUAUGUAUGUACAUACAUGCAUAUUUACUUUCAUGCACAUGUUUAGUUGGAUAUCUUAAUUUAUAAAUGAAAGCAACUGUGUAAUGUUAAAAAUUAUUAAAAAUAAUAAAAAAAAAUUGUUUACUUAGUUGUAUAAGAAAAAAGUAAAUAAAUUAAAUGUGUUUUAAUUAAUUCUAAUAAGAAAUAAGUGGUGUAGUAUACUCAUUUUUUCGAUAAUAUUUAAAUAUUUAAGCAAAAUAGAACUUAAUAAGGAAUAGUGCUAAAAAUUUAAUGUUUGAAAAUUAUUAAAAGCUUGUAUGGAAAAUUCUUGAAAAUCGAAUUGUAUUUGAAAAUUAUAAGGUUCUCUAAUAAAAGUGAGAUUAAAUGAAUUAGAGAGAGAAUUUUAUACUAUAGCUCUAAGAAAAAAGUUGGAAAACGUCUUACAGUUUUUAAAAGAAACACCAGCACCCACAUUAUCAUUUGUAUAAACAGUGAACUAAGAAAAGAACAAGCAAGAAAAAAAAGAGUGCUAAAAUUAAUUAAUGGCAACACAAUUUUAUUUUUUUCUCAUUGACGUUUAAUUAUUCUUCAAAAACAAAAAAAAAAAAACAUUAUUAUAAAUGUCAAUUAGAAUUUUUAAACAAAGGCAACAAAAUCUCAAGUAGAAAAAAGCGCAAAAGGAUUCAAAACUUAUACCGUCAUUACAUCGAAGAUAAACAAAACCAAAAAAAAAAAACUUAAUUCCUUCAUAGUGCCAUUGAAAAGCGAAACGACAUCAGAACGUAAAAAGUAACAACAAUAACGGUUAAUAUUGUAAAUGCACAUUUUAUUUAAAACUGUAAAACUUUAGAACGAUUCAUUUUCUUCUUAAUUUUCUCUUUGUUCAAAAUAUUUUUUUUUUCUUUUCUCCUUCGUUUUAUUUUUUCGUUUCCCUUGUUCUUUUUUCGGUACUCUCUAAGAUGUCGACCGAAUUUUCUAUUUUCUCUUCGGAACGAAAUCUUUGCUGCAUUUGCAUUAAACGAAAACGAUUACAUGGAAAUAGACAAAAAUAUAACACUAGCAUAAAACUAUUCAAGCAAUAUAAGGAAUAAACGAGAGAACGGAUAAAGGGAAAUAAUUUGCAUAAAAAAACAAAACGGCAAAAAAUAAUAUUUAAGUAAAAAAUAAAAAGAGAAAAUAAUAUUCUAUUAUAAGAGAGAAGUCCUUAUCAUAACCGUAAUACUCGAAAGCGAACAUUAUAAAUUGCGAAAAAUAUAUAGAAAAAGAAAAAGAGCAUUUACGCUCCUACUAAAUUUAAGUAGGCAUUAAGAAUAUAAAAUAUUAACUGCGUCAGAAGAGAAGAGAAUUAUUAUCAACUAACGGUAUAUAUUUAUUAUAUUUAUAACAGUUAUUUAAAUUAUAUGGUGUAAAUUUUUAAGAAUAAAAAGAAAAAAAUAUUUUUGUUCUAAGGACUUUUGUGGUAAUACAAAAAAAAAUUACCGUCAAAAGCACAAAAAAAUAAAAUAUAAAAAAGUUUUAAGUGCAAACAAACAAAGAAAAAGAAUUGCAAAAAAAUUUUAGAAUAAAAAAAAAUACAAAAAUUAUUAAUGAAGAAGUAAAAUUAUAAAAAUAAUUGUUUUUUAAAUUACAUAAUUCUUAAAAAUAACAUAAUUAUUCAUACUUAUAAAAAAUUUCUUACAAAAAUUUCAAAAUAAAAUUUAAAAUUAAAAUUAAAAAACAAAAAAAAAAAAUAGUCACUAAGCAUACAAAGAAAAUAAAAUAAAAAAAUAAUAAAAAAAAAACACAAAUAAUAAAAAAAGAAAAACAUGGAGCAAACAUCAGGUUUUGAUGAUGAUCCACCGCCAGAACCACGUGACGGUUGGCUUUUAGUACGAAUUCAUGUGCCCGAACUUAAUGUAUAUAAAUGUUUACAAUUUCCAGCUGAUCGUUUAGUAUGGGAUGUUAAACAGCAAGUAUUAGCCUCAUUACCUAAGGUCGCAUUUUGGUUUAAGGAACUGAAAGAAAGCUUUAAUUAUGGAUUAUUUUGUCCUCCAUCUAAUGGCAAGGCCGGUAAGUUCCUAGAUGAGGAACGUCGACUUGGCGAUUAUCCAUUUAAUGGACCUGUCGGAUAUUUAGAGCUUAAAUAUAAGAGACGAGUUUACAAAAUGUUAAAUUUAGAUGAACGUCAGUUGAAAGCAUUGCAUACGAGAGCGAAUUUACGUCGUUUUAUGGAAUGUAUAAAUGGUGGACAUGUUGAAAAAAUUGCAAAAAUGUGUGCUAAAGGGCUGGACCCAAAUUUUCAUUGUCCUGAAAGUGGUGAAACACCACUGACUGUUGCAACUGGAACUAAAAAACCAAAUAAAAUUUUAAUUGCAUUAGUAAAUGGUGGUGCACUUUUAGAUUAUCGUACCAAAGAUGGUGCAACAGCAUUACAUAAAGCAGUUGAAAAAGAUUCAUUAGAAGCUGUGACAACUUUAUUAGAAUUAGGAGCAUCACCUAAUUAUAAAGAUGCAAAAGGAUUAACACCACUUUAUUUAUCAGUAACAAAGAAAACAGAUCCAAAAAUAACUGAAAGCUUAUUACAUGAUCAUGCAACUCUUGGUACACAGGACAAUCAAGGUUGGCAAGAAGUUCAUCAGGCAUGCCGACAUGGUCUAGUCCACCAUUUGGAACAUUUAUUGUUUUAUGGUGCUGACAUGGAUGGUCGUAAUGCUUCUGGUAAUACACCAUUGCAUGUAUGCGCUGUUAACAAUCAAGAGACUUGUGCUAGAAUGCUUCUAUUUCGUGGCGCCCAACGUGGUGCACUUAAUUAUGCAAAUCAAACUCCCUAUCAGGUGGCUGUAAUUGCCGGUAAUUUAGAGCUAGCUGAAGUCAUACAAAACUAUAAGUCUGAAGAUAUCGUCCCAUUCCGUGGUCCCCCACGUUAUAAUCCAAGACGACGUUCCGGUGUCGGAUGGAUGGCAUAUGGUGUUGGUAGUGGUACACUAGCACAUCAUCAUGGUAAUGGUAGUAUAUCUGGUGGAAGUAUAUUAGGUUCAACAUUGUCAAGAGGAAGUACAUGUGGCCCACCAUCACCAUGUCCGUCUGAGCAUUUGCCAUAUAGUUCAGCAAGCUCCAGUUUAUCUGAAGGUUCAUCUGGACAUCGUUCACAUGAGGAUGAUAUUAGUAUUGUUACAGAUAAAAGCAUUGGAGAUACAAGCGAUAUAAUCAGCGAUUCAUCUGGUGUCGGUACAAAUUCUGAUAGUGCAGCAUGCUCAAUCGGACAUCCCAGCACGACUGUAGUUUGUAUGGAACCAUAUGCUGGUAAUACGAUUGGACAUAUUCGUAUACAACCGGGAGAAGUUAUUGAAGUUGUUGGAUCUACUGAUUGUGGCCUUCUUGAAGGUUAUGUUCGCGGAACAAAUCGUUCUGGAUUUUUCCCAGCUGAAUACGUUCAAGAAGUUAAUAUACGACAAAAAAAUAUUACAAAUGUUUCAACAGCUAGCCAAUAUCAAAAUUCUCCACCACCCCCGUCGGUUACAACUAUAUCAAAUACCAAUGCAAAUAAUAAUUGUAAUAAUAAUAGCAGUAACAACAAUAAUAUCAACAAUAAUAACAACAACAGCAGCCAAAAUCUAACACUUAUGACUCAAUCAGUUACGCUGAACGGGCAAUAUAACAGUUCAACUGGUCCUAGAAUUAAGAAAGUAAAUCUAUUGGAACCGCGAACUGUUAUUUUACAUCGUGCAAAACGUGGUUUUGGCUUCGUAUUGCGUGGAGCAAAAGCAUCAUCUCCAUUAAUGCAGUUGAAACCGUCAGAACGUUUUCCCGCUUUACAGUACCUUGACGAUGUUGAUCCAGGUGGUGUUGCUGACAGAUCUGGUUUAAAACCCGGUGAUUUUCUGUUAGCUAUAAAUGGACAUGAUGUCCGCGAAGCGUCUCAUGAACAAGUUGUUGAUAUGAUCCGUUCUUCAGGCGCUUUGGUUCAAAUGACUGUAAUAUCAGCGAAUUUUCCACAAAAUGGUAAUAAUAAUAAUCAAAUACAACAGCACCAACAGAUUCAGUUCCAAAAUUUACAAGGGGGUGGCGACAUUAAUGGCAGCAAUGGAAUUAAUUUAUCAUCAAUAAGACAAUGUGCUACACUUCCACGCAAAAUGUCUGGUCCUGGUGGUCGUUUACCAGCGCCAACUCCACCACGACGCGAUCCAAAGACAACAUUGAGUGUUGGUAGAGCAAGAGCAAAAUCAAUGGUAGCUGGUCUUGAAAAUGGGGGCGAAAAAGAUCCAAAUGAAGACGGCGAUAUACCAGCAAAGUCUAGCUCAAUUGAAUCGAUUUCAACAUCGACACCCACCCAAAAUCCAGGUACACCUGUACAGUUAAGAACUGCUAGCAUUAAAGCUCGUCCUACGUCAAGCAGAAUUACAGCAGCUGAAUUAGAAGAGCUAUUCCAAAGACAACAAGGCGAAGGUGUAGAUGGUACAAAUCGCAGUUCAACUAUGAUGACAACGUCCAGAUUCCAAUCUGGAACUGAUAGCGGAACUGCAACUCCACCUACGAAUACAUCACCAAACAAGGGUCCUUUGGUAUAUGCAAGUGUUGCAGAAAUGAAAAGAAAAAAAUCUUCAAAGAAUGGUACACUUCGGGGAAAACCUUGCGCAAUACCAACGGUUGGUGCAGAUUUAAAACGAAAUUUCCAUUCUACCCCCGAUCUACAUUCUCAAUUGAGUUCUUCGUCGUCGUCAAUUUGGGCUGCUGGAGCUGCAGCUACAAAAGGACAUCUUUCUCAAGAUGACGUUGCAACUCUUCAUGCAUCAAUGCAACGUCUCAAUUUGCCGCCACCAAGUCAUCCACCUCCUCCCCCACCAGUUGGCCAAGUUGUUAAAGUUGAUGUUUCUCGUGGGUCAGAAUAUGAAAGUACAAUUGCCUUGCAGAAAACAAUUCAAAGGAAUUCUAAUACGAAUGGCACUGCUGAAGGGAUUGCGUCAUCAUUCAAUCCAUCGACAAAUGCUAAAUUAUAUGCAUCACCUCAAGACUUAAGAAAUGUAGCAUUCCGAACUAAACAACAAGAACAAACACGUAAAAACUCCAAUCCAAGGGUGCCAACUCUUCAGCAGGCACAACAAAUCCAAACACAAGCCCAAUCAAAUAAAUCCCAAAAUACAGUACUGCAACAACAGCCACAGGUCAACCAAUAUGCACAACCUGGAAGACAGAUGAUAGUAAUGCCGCAACAGCCUGCAACAACUGCUAUACAACAGCCACAAGCUCAACAGGCUAAAAUAUAUGCUUCAAACCAAAUAAUUAAACCUCAAAACAAUACUAGUACAGCCCAGCCUCCUUUAGUUGGUCCUGCUCCCCCAAUUCCCGAUCCCGAUUAUAGUCUUAGUGAGUCCGAUGAAGAAGAUGAAAAUUCUAUACUUGUUGCUCGAAAUACUAAACUAAACGAAAAGAUUGCUUUAAUGGAUGUUCCCGAAACAAGCGGCAACAGCAAUACAAGUGGCAGUAGUACUGGAUCGAGUUCCAUGCCACAUUCUUUCUCCGUUGAUGAAAUCCAAAAAAUGCGAACCAAAUUAAAAACAUCAAAAUCCUACCCCAAUGAUUUAAAACCAGAAAAUAGUGAAGAGCAAAAUAAUUCAAUUAAUAAUAAUAAUCGCGAUCAAGAAGAAGGUGAUAACUCAUCAUCAGGAGUCAGCAGCGACCAAGAAAUCCCCACAAAUAAUACAGACACAAUUAAAAAGAAACCAGCAAGCAAUAACCUAAAUUCAACAACUCCGGCUUCAAUUAUUUCAGCACAACCUUCAGAUGCACAACACAUAACUUCUGCUCCAGUACCUUCUGUUGUAACUCAACCCGUUUUAAACACUGCACCAGUUGUAACAGCAGCAGUUUCGGCACAACAAACCGCUCGUAUAGCGUCUUCUACUUCUAUUACAACUGCUCAACAGCAACCACAACAGCAGCAACCGAUUCAUCAACAAUUACAAUUUCAACAGCAUCAAUAUCAGCAUCAAUUGCAACAACAACGACAGCAACACCAACAGCCUCAAUUUAUCCAACAACCUGUUGUUACAAAGACUGUUGCUAUUAAAUCUGUGUUAAUAACAUCAAGUCAAAAUCCUAUACAAAAAACUGCUGCAAAACCAUUAAAAAUUGAACCAAUUCCAGUCAACCACUUAUCAAAAUCAGUAUCAAUUGAGCAGCGUAGUGAUGAUGAUGGUGAUUUAAGUCCAAGUCCACCUGCAAAUGCAUUCAAGCGUCAUAAUUCGCUGACACGUAAACAAGCUGCACAAAUUGCAAUGAAUCGAGCAACAAGAAGUGCAGUUUCUUUGGUGCAAUUGCCGCCACCUAUUGAAGCUGAUCUUGAAAUUGAUAUACCUAAUACAAAUAUGGGUACAACUUGUACAGAUCCGAAUUGUCCCGAUAAUAUCGUUUUAGCUCCUCCACCGCAAUUUUGUGAUUGUAAUGAUAUAAAACAUAGUGCAGCAGCGACUGGGCAAUUAGGUCAUUCCACAUUAGGUCGACAACAUUUCAGCAGUACAGGUAGUAGCGGUUCAGGUCGUGUAAGAAUUAUUGGAACAAUACCGAAAAGUAGUAUUCAUAGAUUGGCAUAGUCAUAACAUAGUAAAAAAUAAAAUUAAUUUAUGUUCUCUUUACAAUUAAUAUUAAAUUAAAAAUUGCUUUGAAAAAGGAGGAAUUUAGGAUAAUAUUGUAAAGGAUAAAAUAUAAAUGCAAUAUUUAUAUUUUAUUGAAAUGUUUUUUGUUUUAAAAAUUAAUUUUAGAAUAUAAGAUAACAAAAGAGAUAAUGAAAUUUAAGAAACAAACACACGUUUUAAUCGAAGAAUUUAUUAGAGUUAAAAUGAUAUGAAAAAAAUUUUCUAGUUAAAUUUUAAAAAUUGAAGAGUUAAAAAUAUAAAAAACUACCCUUCCUUUUUUUUUAUUGUUUCUUAUUGAAUUAAAAACGAAUAAGUUUUGUUAUCUACUCCUUUUUUUUUGCAAUUUUAUUAAGUUUUAAGUAAGAUGUGAAACAUGUUCAAAUUAUUUUAAAACUUACUAAUUUCUGGACGCUUAUAAUUUAAUUACGUAAACAUAAUAUUCAACUAGAUACCUAUUUUAAUUAUUAUUAAUAAUUUAAGUUUAAGCGUUGAGAAACUUUAAGAAUUUUGGAGAUUUGUUUUAUGAAUUAUUCAAAACUUAAUUUUUAAAUUUACUCUCAUUUUAUAUUGAAAAGAAACAACGUAUGUAAUAUUGCUAAACGCACAAUAAGUUUUUCAGGGCAACAUUAAAGUUGAAAUUAUCACAUUAAUACAAAAGGAUAAAUCAAUGUCAAAUAAGUUUCAAGAAUAUUUCCUGAAAAGUUUAUAAAACAAACAGUAAAAAAUUCUCCAAAACGUUUUCUUGGGUCUCGAUUGUUGUUUGCGUCAAAUUUAAUUUAAAUUUUUUUUUUUUAUAUUAUUAGGUGAAAGAAAUAAUAAAAAUAAACCAUGUUUUUUGUAUACUUUAAAUAAUUUCUUUUUUGAUCAUUUUCAUUGAAAUUGUUUAUAUUUUAUUUAAUAUAAUUAUUAUAGUUAAUAUGUUAAUUCAUUUAAAUUAUUAAAAUUAUAUAUGAAUUUUAUUAUCUUUGUUUUAUAAUAUUUUGUUUUGUUCUUAAAAUGCUAGUGAAAUCAUUAAACUAUAAUUUUUCUUCAUUCUAUUCAUAGUUGAUUUAGAAAAUUAGUAAGAUUUCCAAAAUUAAUUAUAAUGAGUUUUUUUUUUAAGUCAGUGGUUUAAUAUUCGUACUAGUAUUUUUGUCUUAUACUUGUUUUGUACCAAAUUUAUAUGAAAAAAAAAAAUUAACAUAAAUUUUUAAUAGAUAUUAUUAUUAUUAAUAGUAUUAAAAUCUUCAUAAAAUUAAUCGGAGAAGAAUACAAAAAGUUAUAAAAAAAUAAAGUUAUAUAAUUAAAAUUCGACAAAAAUAAAUAAUUAAUCGUGCAAUUUAAAUUUAAUUCACAAUGAAAAAGACAAAAAAGUAAAUUCUAUUGAAAUGAAAUAAAUAAUUAUUAUAAAAAAAAAAGAAAUAUAGCUAUUAUAAAAUUAAUGUUAAUUGAAUAAUAACAAUUAUUAAAGAAUAUAGUAAAAGUGAAAUAUUAUCUACCUAAUUAUUAUAUACA